Nicotiana attenuata is the source of this 2099-nucleotide messenger RNA. RefSeq names its product calcium-dependent protein kinase 11. Bases 240 to 1751 code for a protein of 503 amino acids. Gene Ontology annotation, biological process: peptidyl-serine phosphorylation; intracellular signal transduction; protein autophosphorylation. NCBI's taxonomy places the organism in Eukaryota, Viridiplantae, Streptophyta, Magnoliopsida, Solanales, Solanaceae. Gene Ontology annotation, cellular component: nucleus; cytoplasm. The record is from RefSeq and is a predicted model, not a curated record. The transcript has 8 exons. Gene Ontology annotation, molecular function: calcium-dependent protein serine/threonine kinase activity; calcium ion binding; calcium/calmodulin-dependent protein kinase activity.
AAUUCCACUCAACUUUGUCAUUGCAACAGCACCAAGUCAACUUACACCACAUUUCCCGCCAGGAAAACCUGACCAUAGAUCAAGAAAACUGUUAAUCUCCCCCAAAUAACAAUCUAACAUAUGGAAAAGAAAAACAGAAGCUGAGAAUUUUCCUCAGUAUCUCCAAAAUCAAGAAACAAGAACCAUAUUUUCAAGGUAAAAAAAACAUAACACAAAACAAAAUUGUUCUAAGAAAAACAAUGGCACAAGCUGCAGCAAAGAAGAGACCUCCUAUAGCUUCAUCAGCAAAACCAUCUCCUAAUGUCCUCCCUUACCAAACACCAAGAUUAAGAGAACAUUACACUCUUGGCAAGAAACUAGGCCAAGGCCAAUUUGGUACAACUUAUCAAUGCACAGAAAAGGCAACAGGUCUUCAAUAUGCAUGCAAAUCAAUCCCAAAAAGGAAACUUUUAUGCAGGGAAGAUUAUGAAGAUGUUUGGAGAGAAAUUCAAAUAAUGCAUCAUUUGUCUGAGCACCCUAAUGUAGUAAGGAUCAAAGGGACAUAUGAGGAUAAUCUUUUUGUCCAUAUUGUUAUGGAAUUAUGUAAAGGGGGUGAGCUUUUUGAUAGGAUUGUUCAAAAAGGUCAUUAUAGUGAGAGGAAAGCUGCACAUUUAAUGAAGACAAUUGUUAAGGUUGUUGAGGCUUGUCAUUCUCUUGGUGUUAUGCAUAGAGAUCUUAAGCCUGAGAAUUUCCUCUUUGAUAGUUCUGAUGAAGAUGCUACCCUUAAGGCUACCGAUUUCGGGUUGUCCAUUUUCUAUAAGCCUGGGCAUUAUAUAUCUGAUGUUGUUGGAAGUCCUUAUUAUGUUGCUCCUGAAGUGUUGCAUAAAUAUUAUGGACCUGAGAUAGAUGUAUGGAGCGCUGGUGUCAUCUUAUACAUCUUAUUAUCUGGGGUUCCUCCUUUUUGGGCUGAGACAGACAAUGGUAUCUUCAAGCAGAUUUUGAAAGGAAAGAUAGACUUUGAAUCUGAACCUUGGCCUCAUAUAUCUGAUAGUGCAAAAGACUUGGUUAAAAAGAUGCUCAACAGGGAUCCUAAAGCGCGAAUAACUGCUCAUGAAGUCCUAUGUCAUCCAUGGCUUGUGGACGAUGCGGCUGCUCCAGACAAACCUUUGGGAUCUGCAGUUUUAACUCGCCUAAAGCAGUUUUAUGACAUGAACAAACUCAAGAAAAUGGCUUUACGAGUCAUAGCAGAAAGGCUUUCAGAGGAAGAAAUAGGAGGCUUAAAGCAGUUAUUCAAAAUGAUUGACACAGAUAACAGCGGGACAAUCACAUAUGACGAACUGAAGGAUGGCUUGAAAAGAGUAGGAUCUGACCUUGUGGAGUCUGAAAUCAAGGCCUUGAUGAACGCGGCUGACAUUGACAACAGUGGCACAAUUGACUAUGGUGAAUUCAUUGCCGCGACACUGCAUUUGAAUAAGAUGGAGAGAGAGGAAAAUCUGCUUGCUGCAUUCUCCUACUUUGACAAAGAUGGCAGUGGUUAUAUCACAACUGAUGAGCUUCAACAGGCCUGCAUAGAUUUUGGCCUCGGUGAUGUUAAAUUGGAUGACAUAAUUAAAGAGAUUGACAUAGAUAAUGAUGGACGUAUAGAUUAUGGAGAAUUUGCGACAAUGAUGAAGAAGGGAAAUACAGGAUUUGCAGCGAGAACUAUGAGAGGCAAUUUGAAUUUUAACUUGGCAGAUGCUUCUGGAGCAAAUGACAGUGAGAAAAAUCAAUAACCAAGCUGAUAGAAAACGUUGGACCAAUCGAGGAUCUAGGGAGAUCGUGAGGCUUUCAAUCGAACCAGGGAAGAGUCAACUAGAGCUGCAUUUGCCGCGACAAUGUUGGACCCUAACCAAGAGAGACUGGUGCAUGGUGCUCUAUUGUUUGACAUGGUAGAUAGGUUUAGUUCUAUAGUAGCAAAAAUUAUUGUUGUUGCUGCUUUAUCUUACUAUAUAAUUGGAGGGCUUCUCCUCUAUUUCACAAAUUUAGAUCACUGUUGUCUGUACUUGAGGAGUGUUGUAAAAACCUUCUUUAUGUCUAUAUUCAUUUGGUGUUACUAGAAAUUGAAUAACACUUUUUCAUCA